Nicotiana tabacum (common tobacco) is the source of this 3500-nucleotide messenger RNA. RefSeq lists its product as uncharacterized. Gene Ontology annotation, biological process: nucleosome assembly. Lineage: Eukaryota; Viridiplantae; Streptophyta; Magnoliopsida; Solanales; Solanaceae. Gene Ontology annotation, cellular component: nucleus; CAF-1 complex. The record is from RefSeq and is a predicted model, not a curated record.
CUCUUUAUCUCCUUUAAAAAUAUUUUCUCUUUCAUCAAUCCAACAAUCUUUCACAAAAUAUUUCGCCGGAAAAUUGCAUCCGAAGGGACCGUCACUGUGUCCGGUCGUCGAUUAUUUUCCGAUGAAUCUCCGAUGGGCAUCGAAUUAGUAAGCACCUCGAUUUUUCGCCAUUUUCGUGCUUUCUAUCACGAUUCGCUUUGUUAGGGUUUUGAAGAAUUGAAAAAAUUGGGGGGAAAGGGGGAAGUUUCAGAGCUAGGGUUUUGCAUUGGAUUGGUGAACCUGUGGUUAUUGUUGUUGUUGUUACAGAAGGGAAGAUUUGAGAUAUUAAUUGUUUUUAAUAGUAAUAUUUUUGGGGAGUUAAGAAAAAAAAAUUGAUUUUUGAUAGGUUGUGGGGUUGAAAAGGAUAAUGUGUAUACUGUGUUCCAUCCAAAAGUGGUCGCGAAGAGUUGCAACCAUGUUACCUUGGUUAGUGAUUCCAUUGAUUGGUUUAUGGGCAUUAUCACAGUUAUUUCCACCUGCAUUUAGGUUUGAAAUCACAUCACCAAGGUUAGCAUGUGUGAUUGUGCUUGUGGUUACUCUUGGCUGGUAUGAGGUUUUGAUGCCUAAGUUGUCUGCUUGGCGGGCAAGGAGAAAUGCUAGGUUUAGGGAAAGGAAGAGGUUUGAGGCUAUUGAAAUGCAGAAAUUGAGGAAGACGGCAACGAGGAGGUGUAGGAAUUGUUUGACUCCGUAUAGGGAUCAGAAUCCUGGUGCUGGCAAGUUCAUGUGUUCAUAUUGUGGGCAUAUUUCUAAGAGACCCAUUUUAGACUUGCCUGUGCCGCCAGGGUUGGGGCUUUCAAAUUCAGGGAUUUUGAAAGAUUUGGUUGGGAAAGGUGGGAAGAUGUUAAAUGGUGGAAAGGUUUGGUCGGACAACAGGUGGAUGUGUGGGGGGCAGGAUUGGUUAGAGAAUGGGAAUUGGGUUGGUGGUGGUGGUUUUUUUUUUAGCAAGUCGGAUUCUUGGAGAAACAACGGCGGCGGUGGAUUCUUUGGGGUGGAGCACUGUUUAGCAGAGAAGUCAUAUUCUCGUGUUUUUACUUUUGCCUGCAAGGCACUGACUGCUUUUUUCUUAAGUAUCAUGUGGCUCUGUAGAAAGGUUUUUAGGAUUAGUUCCUCUAGAGGUGAUGCUUCAGUGGACGCAGAACGGAGGGCAAUGAUGGAUAAGAGAGGUGAUAAUGGGGGAAAUUGUCAGGAGAGUAGAGGGGAGAAAACUAGGAGGAAAGCUGAGGAGAAGAGGUUGGCUAGGUUGGAGAAAGAGCUAGCGGAGGAGGAGGAGCGAAAGCAAAGAGAGGAGGUCGCUAGGCUGGUGGAAGAACGUAGGAGAUUGCGGGAUGAAAAAAUGGAGGCAGAGAAAGAGUGGGGGAAGGGGUCUCCCUCUGCUAAAGUACGGGACAGUAAAAAGGAAGCCGAAAAGAAGCGGCAAGAGAAGAAGAAAGAUAGGGACAGGGGAUCUAGCAAAAGCAACUCAGAUGCGGAAGAGCUGGAUAAAAGACAAGGCAAGGAGAGUGCGAGGAAUAAGCGAAGUGAUGGUGAUAGAAGGCAGCAACAAAAAAAUGGGCUUGAAAGUAUUAAGACACAUAAUGUAGAAGUUGUACACGGUUUUAAGGGUGUUUCUUCUAGCAAUACUAACCAUGGAAAUGUUGGUACUCGGUACUUGGAUCGUAUGAAGGGCACUUUCUUAUCAUCUUCUAGAGCAUUUAGUGGAGGUGGUUUUUUUGGCAAGAGUAAUACUACUCCUGUUCCAAGAGAGCAGAAAUCUAAUACUUCAGUAGACCCUGUUCAUUAUGCCUGUAGGAGGGAACUAUUUCAGCCAGAUCGGGUACCUGGAAAGCUGAAUCCAAUUGGAGAUGACAGGAGUAUGAAUCGGCCUGUGCUUAUUGAACCUCAACCAUGUACAGUUCCUAAAAAAUCUUGGCAACAACUAUUCACUCGAUCAUCCACUGUUUCUUCCCCCUCUUCCAACGUAAUCAGCAGACCAAGUGUUAAGCCCCAAGCAGAAAUUGUGAGCCCUCCCUGUCAGCCUCCAGCUACUCAAACUUUUGACAACCCCAUUAGCUUUGGUCUCCCAUCGCCUUUCACUUUAACUUCUUUUCCUUGUGGACCCACAAGUUGUAGUACAACUGUUCCAUCAUCACCGGGAGCACGACAUUCUCAAAUUGGAGAAGGACCAGGUCAGUUAUUGGCAGAAGAGUUGGAGAAUUUUGAAGAUCCUUGUUAUGUUCCAGACCCUGUGUCAUUGCUUGGUCCAGUUUGUGAGUCCCUUGAUGACUUUCAACUGGAGGUGGACCUUGGCUUUGUGUCAGAUACAGGAAUUGACAACCCAGGUGUGGUAAGAAGUGUGAAGGCAUCUUCCGAACUGACCAGGCCUUCACCAAUUGAGUCUCCAAUAUCACGGAUGCGUGUUCCAGAGGAAAGGCAUGCUGGGUCUUUUCUUUUCAACAAUCCUAAUGCUCAGGACAUGCGCACUGUGCCAAUGAAUGUUUCAAAUAAUGCAAAUGAUACAGGAACAUGGCAGAUGUGGAAUAGCUCUCCGCUUGGUCAAGCUGGUCUAAGUUUGAUAGGUUCUCCAACCAACUGGUGUUUGAAUACAGAUUUGAAUACAUCAAACGUGCCUCCUGCACCUCCAAGGACAAUGGCGUCACUGUUUAAAAAUGAUGAACAACUCUCCGUCUGUCAUUCUUCCCAAACAGUUUAUACAGGAAGUUGCCAGAAUGGUGGGACACUGAGUACUGUUUUGCCUGGUAGUGCUGAAAGCAGGUAUCCAAAGGCUCCUUUUGGUACAUAUUCAGGAGGUGAAAGUCAAUUUUCUCUCAAGUUUGAGGAUGCUGCUCAAAGUGAAAUGAUGUAUGGGAGUCCUAAUGCUACUGCUACUAACCAUCCAUUUGCGUCGUCUCCGCCUAAUUGUUGGGCCAAAAAGGACUGGACUCCGCAGCAUUUGGGUGAAGCUUUUGGCAGCUCACCGAUGGCUAGGUCCUCUGUUGGUGGCUUAUAUUCCACACCAAAUGUACAGUCUUUUUGGUCUACUGAAUAAAAAAAAAAAAGAAAGAAAAAGGAAAAAAUGGGAUAGAGUACAAGGGACUUGAACACACCCUCCUGUUACUGAGGAGGAAAGUACCCUCUUUUUUGGGAGGACAGUUUAGAAUGCUACACUCAUUGUAUCUUCUUUUCUUUAAAAAGGAAGAGUUACAUUAGAUGAUAGCGAUAUAUGUUUCCACUUAUGCGCUUCUAAUCAGGUAAAAAUCAAUUAUGAUACGGCUGAGUACAUCUCUUUUGAUCUUUUUGACAGAGGGGCAAUCACGGAUAUAGAUGAAUAGAGCUGUUUCCACUUACAUGUUACAUAGUUUUGGAUACAACUCAAAUAGAUGUCCUAUUAAGGCAUAGACAGUACUUCCAUUUAUACUGCAUAUCUCUGUAAGGUUCAGCGAUGUUUUUGAAGGACUAAGCAGUGAAGGAAGCCUUUUAUUAUU